This is a messenger RNA of Daktulosphaira vitifoliae (grape phylloxera), 837 nucleotides long. RefSeq names its product eukaryotic translation initiation factor 4E type 2-like. Gene Ontology annotation, molecular function: RNA 7-methylguanosine cap binding; translation initiation factor activity. Gene Ontology annotation, biological process: translational initiation. The record is from RefSeq and is a predicted model, not a curated record. NCBI's taxonomy places the organism in Eukaryota, Metazoa, Arthropoda, Insecta, Hemiptera, Phylloxeridae. The transcript has 5 exons. The coding region runs from base 124 to 774 and encodes 216 amino acids. Gene Ontology annotation, cellular component: eukaryotic translation initiation factor 4F complex; cytoplasm.
ACGUGUUUUAAGUGAUACAUUUUACUUCUACAUGCAUUCUGUAUAGUACUUACAUUCAAGUAAUUUGUGUUUGUAAAUAUAUAAAUAAGUUUAUUUAAUAUAAUCUGUAAUUUCAUUAGAAAUAUGGCUAGUAAAUUUGAAAUGUCAAAAACUGUGAGUGAAGAUGAAAACACUACGUCUAAAGAUAUGAUGCUAGCUGACAAAUUAGUAAAUAUACCUUUGACUAUUCCCAAUGGGGACCACAAACUUCAACAUCAAUACUGGUUUUGGUUUAGUCGUCGAUUCCCUGGAAAACCUGGUAAUACUCCAAGUUAUGAUCAAAAUCUUAAGUACCUUGCUAGAUUUGGUUCAGUAGAACAAUUUUGGACAAUAUAUAGUCAUAUGGUGAGACCAUGUGCAUUACAAUCUCAUUGUGAAUUUCACUUAUUUAAAGUUGGGAUCAAACCAAUGUGGGAGGAUGAAUCAAAUGCUAGAGGAGGUAAAUGGGUAUUAAGAAUACGUAAAGGUUUAGCAUCUAGAUGUUGGGAAAAUUUGAUACUCGCAAUGCUUGGAGAGCAAUUCAUGGUAGGUGACGAAAUAUGCGGUGCUGUUGUUUCCUUAAGAUUCCAAGAAGAUAUAAUAUCAAUUUGGAAUAAAACUUCUUAUGAUCAAGGAGCAACAAAUAGGAUAAGAGACACUCUUAGAAGAGUCUUAAACUUACCACCUAAUACUAUUUUAGAAUAUAAAACACAUAAUGAAAGUAUUAAAUCAGUGUCAAGUGUUUACAAAAUGUAAGUGACACUAAAUAAAAUGUGAAUUAUUAAAAAAACUUUAAUUAAAAAAAAAAAAAAAAAACAA